AUGUUGUCAAGAAGUGGAAGUGCAGUGAGACUGCGCGCAGGCGCUCAAAGCUGUUUACUGCAAGCACAGACCCGCUUCUACGGAGCCAACGCAACACACUCACCAAGAGUCAUCUUCUCGGGUAUCCAGCCUACUGGAGUACCGCACCUCGGCAACUAUCUAGGUGCUAUGCAACAAUGGGUCAAGCUCCAGAAUGAAGCCUCUUCCAACACAUCCUUGAUCUACUCUGUAGUAGACCUGCAUGCUAUCACAGUACAUCAGAACCCUGAAGCUUUGAGGACAUCCAAGCGAGAAAUGCUGGCCGCUCUUCUUGCUGUCGGAUUAGACCCCCAAAAGUGUACCAUCUUCUUUCAGAGCGAUGUACCCGCUCAUUCUGAACUCAUGUGGAUCUUGAGCUGUUCGGCAUCCAUGGGUUAUCUUUCGAGGAUGACACAGUGGAAGAGUAAACUCGACUUGGACGACAACGCCAACCCCUUGGACCCGUCUACGAAGACGAAACUGAAACUCGGCCUCUUCUCAUACCCAGUGCUGCAAGCAGCAGACAUUCUGAUUCAUAGAGCCACACACGUACCUGUUGGCCAUGAUCAGUCUCAGCAUCUCGAGUUUGCGCGAGAGUGUGCCGCUGGCUUCAACCACCUGGCCGGCAGCAGAAUCCUCGUACAGCCAGAGACACUACUAUCCCCUGCAAAACGAGUAAUGGCCCUCGACCGACCGACACACAAAAUGUCAAAAUCUGCACCAAAUCCCAAAUCACGUAUCCUGAUAACAGAUUCCUCGUCUGCAAUCACGAAAAAGCUUCGUGUAGCGCUAACAGACAGCAUCGAGGGAGUGACGUAUGACCCCUCGACUCGUCCUGGUGUGUCCAACCUCAUCGAAAUUGCUUUCAACCUCGACAGCUCGAACCACGGUGCAGCUGAUCCUGCAGAGUAUGCCAAGGGCUUCGAGGGAUCGAGUCUCAAGGCAUUGAAGGAGAGAGUUGCGGAGGUUGUGGACGGACAUCUGGCGCCCAUUCGUGCGAGGUUCGAGGAGAUUGUCGGUGGUGAUGGGAAGAUGAUUGAAGAAGCAGCACAGAUUGGUGCCGAGAAGGCGAGACGAUCGGCCGAAUCGACAAUGCAGGCUGUCAAACACGCAGUCGGCUUUUGA
Messenger RNA from Aureobasidium namibiae CBS 147.97, 1143 nucleotides. Its product is annotated as 30S ribosomal protein S10. The coding region runs from base 1 to 1143 and encodes 380 amino acids. Gene Ontology annotation, molecular function: ATP binding; tryptophan-tRNA ligase activity. The record is from RefSeq and is a predicted model, not a curated record. Gene Ontology annotation, cellular component: mitochondrial matrix; mitochondrion. NCBI's taxonomy places the organism in Eukaryota, Fungi, Ascomycota, Dothideomycetes, Dothideales, Saccotheciaceae. The transcript has 4 exons. Gene Ontology annotation, biological process: mitochondrial tryptophanyl-tRNA aminoacylation.